GAGGAAUCCUUUGCCAUGGCACCGCCCCCGCCAUUUCCGCCACGAACUGAGAGGUCCCUCCCCGACGCCGGAAGUCCCGCGGCCCUGCUUCCGCGCAGUCCUCCCCCACCCCGCCGCGGAGAAGAUCUGCUUCCGGCCCCGGGUGGCCGCCGGCUGGGCUCGCGGUGCGCUCCGGAGCGCUGUCCAGGGAGCGUCGUUCCCCCGGACGCUGGCGCGGGAAGCCGGGGCCGCGGCCGCGCCAGGAGAGUGCUGGUCCGCGCGCGAGGCUCGUGCGGGGCCAUGAACGGGACAGCGAACCCGCUGCUGGACCGCGAGGAGCAUUGCUUGCGGCUCGGGGAGAGCUUCGAGAAGCGGCCACGGGCCUCUUUCCACACCAUUCGCUAUGACUUUAAGCCAGCAUCUAUAGAUACUUCUUGUGAAGGAGAGCUUCAGGUUGGCAAAGGAGAUGAAGUCACAAUUACACUGCCACAUAUCCCCGGAUCUACACCACCAAUGACUGUGUUCAAGGGGAACAAACGACCUUAUCAGAAAGACUGUGUACUUAUCAUUAAUCACGACACUGGUGAAUAUGUGCUGGAGAAACUCAGUAGCAGCAUUCAGGUCAAGAAAACAAGAGCCGAGGGGAGCAGUAAAAUCCAAGCUCGAAUGGAACAGCAACCCACUCGUCCCCCACAGCCAUCACAGCCACCACCUCCUCCACCACCUAUGCCAUUCCGAGCUCCAACAAAGCCUCCAGUUGGACCCAAAACUUCUCCCUUGAAAGAUAACCCCUCACCUGAACCCCAGCUGGAUGACAUCAAAAGAGAGCUGCGAGCCGAAGUUGACAUUAUUGAGCAGAUGAGCAGCAGCAGUGGGAGCAGUUCCUCAGAGUCGGAGAGCUCGUCAGGGAGCGACGAGGACAGCUCCAGCAGCGGCGCUGAGGACAACGGCCCGGCAUCCCCCCCACAGCCUGCACACCAGCAGCCCUACAGCAGCAGGCCGGCCGCUGCCAAUGGAACCGGCCGGCCCCAGGGAAGCAACCAGCUCAUGAACACGCUCAGAAAUGACUUGCAGUUGAGUGAGUCUGGCAGUGACAGUGAUGACUAGAGUUGGAUCUUUCGAAAUCAGCUUCUCGUGCACAGAUGUGCUGCUGGACCAGGCUGCGCUCGCACGGAGCCCCGUGCUGAGAGGGACACGCUGUGGAUCAGUGACUGUGCAGGAGUUUGAGGCUAUGGAGGUCUCAGACAUUCAAGUCUUUAACUUAGUGGUGAUGGGUGAUUUUCUCGUGUAAUUUUUGAACAAUCUCAUGUUGCAAAGUAGAACUAUGGAAGAACU
Molecule: messenger RNA, 1314 nt
Organism: Odobenus rosmarus divergens (Pacific walrus)
Lineage: Eukaryota; Metazoa; Chordata; Mammalia; Carnivora; Odobenidae
Gene: EAF1
Product: ELL associated factor 1
Exons: 6
Coding region: 16-1086 (356 amino acids)
Biological process (GO): positive regulation of DNA-templated transcription; regulation of transcription elongation by RNA polymerase II
Cellular component (GO): super elongation complex
Molecular function (GO): transcription elongation factor activity
Source: RefSeq, a predicted model, not a curated record